AGCUUACAAAAAAGCUCUUGGAAUGGAACAGUGAUCUCACUAUACAAAGGGAUGAAAACGGGAGUACGCCUCUCCAUUUUGCUGCAGCUCUGGCACAGCAAAGUCAGCGAGGAAGUAUAUGUUGGCAAGUAUUGGAAGCGAACUCAGCUGCAUUGUAUCAGUCAGAUUGCAACGGAUUAUUUCCAAUACACGUUGCUGCCUCUGUUGGUGAAAGUGGGACAGUAACUAUGUUCCUUAACAAGUCUCCAAGCAGUGCUGGUUUGCAGGACAGUAUGGGAAGGACAUUCCUUCAUGUAGCUGCUGAGAAAAGGAAAGUUAGAAUAGUCAGUUCUGCUUGCAGAAAUCGAUCACUCUUAUGGAUUCUUAAUAUCCAAGACAAUGAUGGGAACACUGCACUACACCUAGCUAUCCAGGCACGGAGUCUUCGAAUGUUUUGUGCUUUGUUAGGGAAUCGACAAACACAUUUGAAUUUAUCAAAUAAUAUGGGGCAAACUCCUCUAGAUAUAUCACCAUAUGGGGUUCCCCCAGGAUUUUUUGAUGAACAGAACAGUGAAGCGAAGAUACACUUUGCACUGACAGUUGUUAAUGCUAGGAGUGGUGGCAGUCGUCGUGAUCACUUUGAAGAAAACUACACUCGUCAGUUAAAAUAUGAUGAAACAGAACAAUUAGAAAAGUUGAAAGAACCAACACAAACACUAUGUAUUGGUGUGGCUCUAGUUGCAACUGCGACGUUUACUGUUACUUUUGCCCUUCCUGGAGGUUACGGAGCUGAUGAACAUAUUAAUGGAGGAACACCAACACUUGCCGGGAGGUAUGCAUUUGAUGCAUUCAUAAUAGCCAGCACAUUCUCCUUCGUCUUGUCUGUGAUGGCUAUGAUAGGUCUCAUGUAUUCUGGAUACUCUAUUUUAAACCCACAGACUCGUAGAAUUUACUUGAUCGCAGCCAUGUAUUUUGGGUCAACAUCGGGCACAUGCUUCCUAGCAACUUUUGCAUUAGGUUUGUACAUGGUGCUAGCACGGGUUGCUCACAAGUCCGCCAUUGCUAUCUGCGUCAUUAGCCCUCUUGCUGUUAUAUGCAAACAAAUGGACCUUUGGUUAAAGUGGGCUCUUCUGGCACAACCAUUAUGUACCCGAAUUGGGCUAACUCGUACACUGGUAAUGGUGACAACGAGAAUCCUUUUCAGCAUGUUGAUGGAAUUUUGGCCCAUAAUAUUCAUUUUUGUUUGGGCCACAUAUACAAGCAACCAGUUUUAGAAAUGGAGCAUAUGCAACUACCAGCACUCAUGACUUGAAGAUGCAUCAAACACAGAACUUUUUCGGUGAGAUGUUUUCAUGGACGUCCCGGGGGUUUGGGAUUCAGGAUUUAUUGUAGUCGUCAGUCUAUUUUUCUCUUCGGAAUAUUUCGUAUGUUUGGAUAAUGUUAUGUUGUGAUGUACCGUUUUGUUCAACAAUUUGCGCUCAUAAUCAUGUAAAUGCUGAUUACCUCUGCUAUUUAUAACUUCUUUGAAUUA
This is a messenger RNA of Triticum urartu, 1510 nucleotides long. The record is from RefSeq and is a predicted model, not a curated record. NCBI's taxonomy places the organism in Eukaryota, Viridiplantae, Streptophyta, Magnoliopsida, Poales, Poaceae.